Molecule: messenger RNA, 4355 nt
Organism: Acanthaster planci (crown-of-thorns starfish)
Lineage: Eukaryota; Metazoa; Echinodermata; Asteroidea; Valvatida; Acanthasteridae
Product: cytochrome P450 2J6-like
Biological process (GO): xenobiotic metabolic process
Cellular component (GO): cytoplasm; intracellular membrane-bounded organelle
Molecular function (GO): heme binding; iron ion binding; oxidoreductase activity, acting on paired donors, with incorporation or reduction of molecular oxygen, reduced flavin or flavoprotein as one donor, and incorporation of one atom of oxygen
Source: RefSeq, a predicted model, not a curated record
GAUCGGGGUCAUCAAAUUACUCGCGCGCGCGAGGCUUAUAAUGCUUGAAUGUUGACAGCUUGGACAUCACAGAACUCGAGCACGUGCGUGUAUCACAUUUUGACAACUGUGGAGGGCAAACGUGUGUGGACUUGAUUAUUUGUGUGCAAAUGGUGAUGUGCCUUUCCGUUCGUGAAGAUACUUCACAACUUGACUGUUGUCACUGCUAGGACAAUUUGCGUAAGAUAUCACGAAGAGCUACAGCCAGUUGCCAAAUUUAGCAAAGGAUACUCCAGAUCGAUUAUCAGAAAAGACUUCAACUUCUUUAUUCAGAAAAAAAAGUUGACCAUCUUUUUUAUGUUGUACAACCUGAUUUCUGGGCUUCGCUGCUGUAUCAUCGGUAGUCUAUUCCCAAACUCCGCCAGAAUGGAAGAGAGCAUCUUCGUCGGAUUUCAUAUACUUCUGUUGUUCACCAUCACUUUUCUCCUGGUGAUGACGGCAGUUCACCGGUACCGUACCAGAGCAAAGAACCUCCCGCCGGGCCCCUGGGGCUUACCCGUCGUGGGCAGCCUGCUCAGCCUCGGCGCCAACCCGCAUCUCACGUUCCUGGAGAUGACCAAGACUUACGGGAACGUGUUCCGCAUGAACUUGGCGGGGCAGCGAGUGGUGGUGGUCAACGGGUUUGAGGCAGUCCGAGAAGCCCUGGUCAAGAACGCUUCGGCCUUUGCUGGACGCCCAAAGAUGGCCUUGUUCCACAAACUUACAGAAGGGCAAGGAAUUGUGACAUCUGACUACGGGCCUGUCUGGCGGGAGCAGCGUCGCUUUACUCUCCAUACCCUGAGAAACUUCGGCUUUGGCAAGAAGAGCUUUGAGAUCAAAAUCACUGAAGAAAUCAACCACAUGCUGGCAGCCUUUAGAGAGAAGGGCAGUGAAUCUUUCAAAGCAGACCACAUCCUUGAGAUCAGUGCAUCCAAUGUGGUGAGCAGUCUCAACUUUGGACGGCGGUUUGACUACAAGGACCCGCAGUUCCAGCUCCUUGUGGACAUGAUCUAUAGAUUCUCUGAGAUAGGGACCAAUGCAGCAGCUGCUAAUUUCUUCCCAUUUCUCAUUAAGCUUCCACUGCCCAACAUCCGAGAGAUGUUCAACAUCAAUGAGAUCAUCACCCGUUUCUUAACUGGCAUCAUCGGGCAGCACAAGGAGACCUACAACCCUCAGGCUAAGCGAGAUUUCAUUGAUGCCUACCUUGGUGAAAUAGCUCGCCGCCAACAAGAGUGCCUCUCUGAUGAAAUCACAGCAUCCUUUACUGAGAAGUAUCUCUACCACAUCUUGAAUGACCUCAUCUUUGCCGGCACAGAGACAAUGUCCUCUACCCUAAGGUGGGCCAUCCUGUACAUGAUCGUCUUUCCAGACAUUCAGAAGAAGGUCCAAGCAGAACUGGACUCUGUCAUUCCCAGGGAUCAGCUCCCAAGCAUCGAAAACAGAAAGCAACUUCCAUACACAGAAGCUACACUAAUGGAAGUGCAGCGUAUGGCCAAUAUAACUGCUCUACCAUACCCACACAAAACCACAGAGGAUACAGAGCUGUGUGGCUACAGCAUUCCCAAAGACACACCUAUCUACAUCAACCUGUACUCUGUCCAUAUUGACCCCACGCAGUGGAAAGAACCAGAGAAAUUCAGGCCAGAGAGGUUCUUGGAUGAAACUGGGAAGGUCCAAAACAGGCCCGCACUGAUGCCAUUCUCAGCUGGUCGCCGAGCCUGCCCAGGUGAGAAUCUUGCCAAGAUGGAGUUGUUCCUCUUUUUCUCCUCCAUGCUCCAUGCCUUCAAGUUUGGAGCAGCCCCAGAAAACCCCCAGCCCAGCAUCGAGAAAAAUUACGGCAUCAGCCUGAACCCCAACCCCUUCAAGAUCUGCACCUCACCCCGGUGAUAGAUGACUUUCGAAGUGGUUGACAUGUAAGAUUCCAAGUACAAAUUUUGAGCAAAUAAGUUAUAUUCCUGACUGUUCUGUCAAGAGCAACAUCCAGACUGUGAUCAUGUGCAACAGGGCCCAAUGACAUUUUUUGACUCACACAGAUAAAAAAAUAUUCCAAUGCACUGUAGACCAUGAUCUCUUUUUCCCUUAAUUUUGUUUUCCAGAGAGUCACACUGGCAGACCACCUUUUUAUGUUAUUUUCCCCAUCUUUUUAAGAAAUACAGUUUAAACCCCAUUAUGAAACAGGAACUUCAAUAAAUGCCACCUGUUGUUUUCUGUGUGGUGGACUCUGAGGCCUGGAUCUGUUAUACUGUUUACAAUGUUUAUAAAGGACGCAAGAAACAUUUAAACUGCAUUUCCUAGCCAAAUGGCAUGCAUGUUGACUGUGCAUCUGUUCGAAGAAAUGUGCAGAAAAUGCAAAUUGACGGACAAUAUUUCCCACGUUCACUUGUUUAUCUGAAUUCAGUAUCAUCUUUUUACACUGUAUAUACAUGAAUCAAUCUCUUUUAUUGGAUUUAUUCUUAUCUAUUGAAAUAUUACAGCAUGUUUGUAUGCAGGUGAUAAACUUUUAAAACACUGAUUUAUUAAGGAUAUUUUAGAGAGUUGGAGGAGACUGAUUAUAAUUUAAUGAAUUAAUUUAUAAAUGUUUAUGUUUUAUAAUUUUUCCCAAUACUGAUGGCACAGUUUCAUUGGUUCAGUAGUUACAGAAGCUGGAGCUCUCCUUUAAGUCACUUUCUUUGAUAUUUAUAUAUUGUAAAUAUAAAUUAUUUUUCCAUGUGUAUUUUAACAGUGAAAAUCAUUAUCAGUUUUAAGUUAUUUUUAUCAAUACAUUAUUGAGAGUGUACAUGUUGUAUUCAGAUGUAGUUACAGAUUCUUGUUUUCAAAAUUCUAGUAGGGUGAAGGUUAAAUAUACGUCAUUUUGGAGGAGCGAAUGUGAUUUACUUUUCAAAAUUGGCUGGAUGCAAGGAGAGAAACUUACCAAUGGGAGAGAUGACGAGACCAUGCUACUACAGAUACUUUUUGUAAAUUUUUGUCAACGCCAUUUUGAACAUAGGUUAAUGCCAGUGGGAGCCCACACUUCUUUUGUAUAAGAGUGUUCGCACUGUAUAGUUAAAAAGUUUGAGUAAAAUGAAUUUAAGGAUAAAUAAAAAUGGCACUGGCAUACUUGCAGAAUUAAAUGAUUAUCACAAAGGCAAGUUUUAAAAGCUCUUGAAAUAUGCAAGCAACUUUUCUUGAAACAUACACACUGCAGCAGAGCAAGAUAAUGAUCAAGCAAAUCCUCUAAAUUGUAAAUGUAACAAUUGCUUAUCCUCAGUUUAUGACAAGUAUUCAACAAAUUAAACAUUUUUGUAGAACCCCUUAGCAGCACACUGCAUUUAAACCUCUACGAUAUUAGGACCAUGAUUCCUUCAGAGAAGAAAAAAAACACUCUUGAUGCCAAGCUGAAGACAAACACAAGGUGCCUGACAUGAGUGUUGCCGUUUUGUGUCACCCAUGCACCUGAAAUCACAUGGUCAUCCAAUGUUCCCCCAACAAACACGAUGUUAGUAAAAACACAGGUGUGCGGGAGAAAGCUCAUGACCCUUGAGCCCUGGGCUUUAAUUUAGAGUCCGCAGAUGUUGUAGAGAUUGUGAUAUACUCCUCUUGUAAUUUAGACGACUCCAGACAAAACAAGCAAGGUGAGAAGCAUCUAGGGGGCAAUCUUAAGUGCAAAUAAUGACCCAGAUGUGAACAGAGUUCUAAGCCUUGUACUCUUUAUCAGAAGUAUGCCAUCAAUGGCAUUAAGUGUAUAAUGUUAGAGUGAGACAGGCAUGAGCGUCAACAGCUCUUACAAAUUUUAAAAGUGUGCAAACAUCACCGUUUACACGGAAGUCACUGCAUUUUGCUUUAAAGGAACACUUGAGGAACUCCUUGCAUCUCUUUCAAUAUCUGAAGCUCUUAAAGGACUCGUUACAAGCCUGAGUACAAGUUGAAAGGGGUUAUAUAAGCUGCCUAUGAUGGGGUUGCACAUCUAUGUAUACUAACACCACUAGGACAGUGGAAAACCGUGUUGGGGGAAGUAUGUAAUUGUGAUACUAUGCUUAUUGUUGAGACAAAACCUUUGCCAGCCAUAUUGGCAAUGAAACACUUGUAUGAUGAAUGAACAAUUUUGAAUUCAUGGAAUUUCAUUUCAACAACAAAAGACCUCUAUACAUAUGUAACUAAUGACUCAGUUUUGGGGAGUGCUUUCAAAUAUUUGUAUUCAUACGUUACCAUUUGAUUCAGUUUUUCAAGUUCCAAAUUUGAAUUCAAUUGCGACACUGUAUAAUAGUGUGAAUGACGUUCAACGUAUAAAUUAUUUCUGUGCCUUCAAGUUGCAUUUCAGUGUAUUUCAUAUUAAACAAAGUUGGAUUUUGAUGAAAGUG